Molecule: messenger RNA, 1304 nt
Organism: Pseudoliparis swirei
Lineage: Eukaryota; Metazoa; Chordata; Actinopteri; Perciformes; Liparidae
Gene: blvrb
Product: biliverdin reductase B
Exons: 5
Coding region: 119-742 (207 amino acids)
Source: RefSeq, a predicted model, not a curated record
CUUCUUGUCAUGAAAAUGGAAAUGAGACUUUUGUUAUACUGAAAUAGUCCACAUCGGACUCAGUUUGAAACUGCCCAGUUGUUGUUGUUGUUGUAUCGUGGAACUCGUUUGAUUGCAAAUGUCGAACUCCAUCAAAAACGUCGCGAUAUUUGGAGCCACGGGAAUGACCGGGCUGGCGACUCUCCCGUUGGCGGUGGCUGCAGGGUACAACGUGACGGUGCUGGUGCGGGACCUCGCCAGGCUGCCCGCCGACCACAAGGCCGCCAGAGUGGUGGUGGGAGAUGUGCUCAACAAAGAGGACGUGAAGAAGACCAUGGAGGGCCAAGACGCUGUUGUCAUCAUCCUGGGCACCAGGAACAACCUGAGCCCGACCACCAUGAUGUCCGAAGGCACCAAGAACAUCCUUGAAGCCAUGAAGGCUCGCGGGAUCAGCAAAGUGGUCGGCUGCAUGUCGGCCUUUCUGCUGUGGGAUCGCUACAAAGUCCCGCCCCGUAUGCUUCCUGUGACAGAGGACCAUGACAGGAUGUACGCAAGGCUGCAGUCAUCGGGGCUGAACUACGUGGCCGUCAUGCCCCCUCACAUUGGUGGUGACCUCCCUCUGACUGAGAGCUACGAGGCGGCGGAGGACAUGAUAAAAGGAAGAGCCAUCUCUAAACACGACCUGGGACACUUCUUCAUCAAGUGUCUGUCCACCUCCGAGUGGGACGGCAAAGCCGUCGGAGUUUGGGGAGAGUACAAAUAAUCAGGAAAGGGGCUUCAGAUCUCUUCCUGGUCGCCAUUUUGAAGAGAAAAUCCAUGUUCACUCUGAGAAUUCUGGAGAUAAAUUAAGAAGUGAUAUAUGUGCAGAUCCAAAUUACCAGCGUGUUUUGAUAAACUGCAAAUGCUUCCCCGUAUUUUCAGACAGAUUUUAUCAUCAGCUUUGACUGUAGCUGUUGACAUGGCCUCACAGCUUUUCUGUCACCACUCUUAUGUAUCGUGACCAUAGAGGUUGAUCAAGUAACCCAAGAGCAGGUAACAAAAUCCCAGAAACUUGCAAUUGUGUCCUUCAAAAUAAAACUAGGAGAGUGAACACAUCAAAUACAAAAUUAGAACUGUUAUUGCGAAGUACAUUACACAUACAAGGAAUGUGUGCAUAACAAAAAAAAACAGUGCGACUGUGGGUCAGUGGUUGGCGGUCCAAUCCCCGCCCUCGUCGAUGUGUCCUUGAGCAAGACACUUAACCUUGAAUUGCUCCCUGUAGCUGUGUAUGAAUGUAACCCGAUUGUAAGUUGCUUUGAAUAAAAGCGUCAGCUAAAUCACUUGUA